This is a messenger RNA of Eruca vesicaria subsp. sativa (arugula), 402 nucleotides long. NCBI's taxonomy places the organism in Eukaryota, Viridiplantae, Streptophyta, Magnoliopsida, Brassicales, Brassicaceae. The record is from the annotation of a GenBank genome assembly.
ACUGAGAUCGAGACAGCACCUGGUCCGUUUCUAGAGGCAAUUACAUCUUUUAACGGAAACUUUUAUGCCAUUGAUCCUGCCGGAGUAACCAAGGUGGUAAAGCCAACUCUAGAAGUGAAUUCUUUUCAACCGUCGAGGCCUUGCGAUAAGACGAGAAAACGUUGGCUUUUCAAGUCGGAGGACAAACUCCUACUAGUAGAGAUGUGCACCAAUAAACGAAAGGAAUAUCUCAGACAAAAACUCCUAGCAGAAAUGGGAUGGUUCGAGGUUUCAGAGUUAAACAAGGAGAGAAAUGAUUGGAUUCAAGUGGAAGAUCUGGGUGGUCGCGUCUUGUUUGGGAUUACCAUUGCUCUUUUUCUUGCUUGCUUAAUCAGAUUCCGGGUUUCAGACCCAACUCUAUAA